This is a messenger RNA of Dentiscutata erythropus, 759 nucleotides long. The record is from the annotation of a GenBank genome assembly. NCBI's taxonomy places the organism in Eukaryota, Fungi, Glomeromycota, Glomeromycetes, Diversisporales, Gigasporaceae.
AUGGUUGCCGUUACUAAAAAAAUACAAAUAACAUCUUUACUUAAAACGAUGAAUUUGAGAGUUUUAAUUUAUGGUGGCUCUGGAGAAUUGGGAUCCGCAUUAAUUUCCCUUUUCAAAAAGCACAAUUGGGUGGUUACUUCUGUUGGUACCCGUCAAAAUUCUGAAGCUACCUAUAAUAUCAUCGUAUCUAAUGAUGAUGAUUUAGAAACUCAAGGUAAAAAGGUUUUAACAGAAAGCAGUGAGCUGUUGAAAGAAAUUACUGUCGAAAAAUACGACGCAAUUUUAUGCGUAGCAGGCGGCUUUGUAAUGGGAAAUUUAACUGACAAAGAAUUUUUGAAAAAGUCUGACUUGAUGAUCAGAAAGUCUCUUUAUUCAUCACUGAUCGCGUCACAAUUAGCAGCUCACCAUUUGAAAGAAGACGGUUUCCUGAUGCUGACGGGUGCUGCAGGAUUACGAGGCACACCUGGUUUCAUUGGUUACGGAGUUGCAAAGGCUGGUGUUCACCAACUUGUGAAGAGUCUAUCUGCCAAAGGUAGCGGAUUACCAGAGAGAGCUAGAGUUGUAGCAUGUUUGCCUUCAACCAUUGAUACAUUGUCCAACCGUAAAGCUAUGCCAAAUGCUGACUUUUCUAAUUUUAUACCUCUUGAAACCUUAACGCAACGUAUAUUCGAUUGGACGACUGGCGUUGUUCAUAUAGAACAUGGAAAAUUGGUGGAAGUUAUCGCUAAAAACAGCCAAACGAUAUUUGACGAAAUGUAG